AUGGCCAGAUGGCGGACUUUGAAAUUACCUAGUGCAUACUCUUUUCGUAUGGACACCACAUUUCACCUACUGCCUUCCAACAGUCACUGUCCGAAGCCUGGGUGUGGGCGACUCCUACCGGUAAAGUUCAAGCAGGGCGGUAUCAAUGACAGGAAGGCAUACCUGCUGUGCAUCAACCCAACGGUUCACAGUGACAAGUACUGGGUCCAUGAAGAGCGCUCACCACCACUCACUCAAGGUGGACAUGCUCCUGCAAAACCAAAAGGCUGCCAGUCAGCUUUCUGUGUGAUCAAAACGGUAAAAGCUGUGUGCCCCAACCACAUGUGCAAAUCACACUGUAUUUCCACUGGUGGCUGCUUCUCCCAUGGCUUCCCACCUAAUCCACAGCUUCUGCCAUGCCAACGCCGCCAUCCACGCAUCUGCUGCUUCCGCCCAUCCCAAACACUGCCAUCUGCAUAUCCGCCGUCUGUGUCUGGGGCAGAAUCCUAUGACAUCCUUGAUGACUUCUUGUCCCGCACUGCUCCUGCAGAUACAACUAGCUGGGACGCUUAUUACUACUUGUCUGAUGUUGACCACGAUGAGCAAGACUUACAAGCUGCGCUCGCUCAAUCUGUUGCUGACCUGCAGCCUUUGCAUCCGCCUCCUCCUCCUCCUCCUCCUUCUCCUCCACCACCACCUCCAGCUCAAGCACAGACUACAACUUCGAAGCCUAAGAAGGGGAAAAUUCGAGCAGCACCUGGCACUAAGAAGGCUCACGAACAACGUCUCAAGGGUCGCUUUCUUGUCAAUUACUGGGACCAGAAUGGUGCUGAUCCUGUUUCGGUCACUGUCUACAAGCGCUCUACUGUGUGCUCACUCGCCGAACAUCUGGACACCCUGCAAGCUCUCAGCACGGACCUUGGACCAGUCGACUACUAUGAUCUGAAGCUUCGAUGCUGGAUUCAAGAUGAUUUGAAUUGUCCCCUUGAAGUUACACCAAGGCCACGGAGGCCAGGGAGGCACUGCUAUCGUGGUAGCACUGAUGAUGGAUCCGAUAUUGACAUUGAUGAUGGUGCUCCAAGUCUUGCCACCUCACCCGACUGGCGCUUGUCUGUUCCCUCACCGGCCUCGAGCUUUACUCCAAGUCAACUGCUACCUGACGAUUCUGAUUUGGACUUUGGUUCUAGUAUCACGUCGCUGGUCCAACGAAAGAGGUUCCACUAUCACAAUAGUGACAAUGAAGACUCUGAUUGUCCUUCACCAUCCAAGGCUCCGCGUCUCGCCUUUUCGUCUAACGAAGCCCAAUGUACUCUGUCACGGGUCCCGAGUGCUGCCAGUGUUGGACGCCCCAACAAAUGUGUAUCAACUUCCACGCGGUGGCCAACAUUCAUGUACACUAUUGACAUGUCUGAAGGCUUGCAGCAGAUCGAAAGUCCGGAGAUGAAGGAACAGUACCGACGUUUGGAAGAUCGCUUUCAAGUGGUAUUCGGUGUGCCAUUCGCAGCUUCCACCUACCACGACGCAAAAAAACGCUGGCUUCGGGCAUCUGAGGAAGGUUUACUCGAAGAUGCCGAGGCUGCUGGACACACUGAUGCUGGCCAUUGGAGCAAGCUGGCCGCCCAAGUUCCCCUCAAGUAA
Messenger RNA from Suillus subalutaceus, 1617 nucleotides. RefSeq lists its product as uncharacterized. The record is from RefSeq and is a predicted model, not a curated record. The coding region runs from base 1 to 1617 and encodes 538 amino acids. NCBI's taxonomy places the organism in Eukaryota, Fungi, Basidiomycota, Agaricomycetes, Boletales, Suillaceae. The transcript is spliced from 7 exons.